Messenger RNA from Owenia fusiformis, 1361 nucleotides. Lineage: Eukaryota; Metazoa; Annelida; Polychaeta; Sabellida; Oweniidae. The record is from the annotation of a GenBank genome assembly.
CAGAUUUCCGGCUUUCUACUUCCGGUCGAAAAUUUUUGAAAAAAAGAUUUUUGUGAUAGAAACUUAUUAUUUCUCCCUAACCACGUUGUUGACGUCUUCGUAAUCAUAUCACAACUAUGCCUACCGAUGUCGAGACACUAAUGGAAAUGGGAUUCCCAAAGAAUAGAGCUGAAAAAGCCUUAGCCAAGACAAAUUUCAAAGGUGUUCAAAAUGCAAUGGACUGGUUGUUCAACCAUAUGGAUGAUGCUGACAUAGAUGACCCCUAUGAGGCACCUAAAGGCCACACACUGGGGGAGGAGAGUAAACCAGCAGAUGACAGCAGUCAACAAGGUCAGGGGAUAAGUGGUGACAAUGCAAGUCCAGGGGCACCAGCUGAAGGAGAUGCAUCAACAGGGGAGGUUCAACAGCCAAAAUCUCUAAAAUGUGAUGAAUGUGGUAAACUGCUGUCUAGCGAGAAUGCUGUCCAGAUGCAUGCAGCCAGGAGUGGACAUCAAAGCUUCUCUGAGUCCACUGAGGAGAUAAAACCUUUAACUGAGGAAGAAAAGAAAGCUCAAUUAGAAAAACUUCAGGAGAUACGAAAGCAAAAAAGGCUCGAAAAGCAAGAAAAGGAAAAGAGAGAUCAGCUUGAAAGAGAAAUCCAGAGGAGAAAAUUUGGUAAAGAAGUCCAGACUGCAAAACAAACCAUGGCUGAGAAAGAGAUGAAGAAAUUAGCUGAAGAAAGAAGAAGAGAGAAGAUGGAAGAAAAAAUAGCAAGACAAAAAGUGAAAGAACAAAUUGAAAAAGACAAACGAGAUAGAGCAGCAAAAUUUGCUAAGACAGAUCCCUCAGUGAACACUGCAGCUCCAGCAACAGCUACUGCGGCACCCCCUGUGCAAGUUGAGAAGAAAGAAUAUGACACAUGUAGAAUACAGAUUCGAUUAACAAAUGGGACAUCAAUAACACAAUCAUUCCAAGCUAAAGAAUCGCUAGCAGCUGUCAGGUUGUUUGUAGAAAUGAAUAGGACUGAUGAAAAAGGCCCUUUCACUCUUAUGACAUCCUUUCCUAAAAAAGUAUUUACAGACGAUGAUAUGGAAAAGCCUUUACAGUUAUUAGGUCUAGUGCCAUCUGCAGUUCUUAUUGUCACAAAAAAGUAGUUUUGGAAAGGACCGCAAGAUUUCUGAUACAAUUGAACAACCAUACACGGCAGACAGACACUAUUAUAAAGAACCCUUUUUACAUUGACUGGCUGUAAAGUUAACAGGGCUUGACUACAGCAUUGACCAAUGGAUAGUAUUCAUUAGAUCAAUCAAACCAAUCAAAACAAGAAAACUGUAGAAUUGAAUUAUUUCUGUUAAAAAUGUAAAACUAUUAUGUUUAACGCU